This is a messenger RNA of Seriola aureovittata, 4500 nucleotides long. RefSeq names its product terminal nucleotidyltransferase 4A (gene tent4a). Gene Ontology annotation, cellular component: nucleolus; TRAMP complex. The coding region runs from base 457 to 2946 and encodes 829 amino acids. Gene Ontology annotation, molecular function: poly(A) RNA polymerase activity; mRNA binding. NCBI's taxonomy places the organism in Eukaryota, Metazoa, Chordata, Actinopteri, Carangiformes, Carangidae. The record is from RefSeq and is a predicted model, not a curated record. The transcript has 13 exons. Gene Ontology annotation, biological process: RNA 3'-end processing.
AGGCCCUUCUUCAAGAGCCACGGACCACAGGACCCGUAUUCAUUAUUGAGGUUCUACGUUUAGUUCAUUUGUUGUUCAGUUAAAUAUUUAUCAGAUAAAAAUUCAACUAUUUAUUCUGUGCAAUUCAUCAACCGGCCGGAGCGAUGAAGGAGUGGGCGGAUGGGGGGCGCAGUCAUCGUUUAAGAAACCCCUCGUAGAGCGCAUGCGCAUGGAUUUGAAGAGAAUACGCCAUAUUGAAUUCUCGUAGGAAUCGGCUAGCAUUUUUUUUCCAGCUAGCGGUGCAAAGGGGCCACUUUAUCAAUGGUCCUAAUUCGGUUUAAUGUUUAAAUACUUCUCUUUUCGUAACCCCGGACAGCGUAGCGACCUUUGAAAGGUCCAGGGAGCAGCGCAGAUUCACAACGGGCUCGCUAGCUUCAGUUAGAUACUAGUAGGGGGGUUACCAGAGAAAGAAGUUGAAUGGAUCCGAGGGUAGCUUGGAUUCAGCCCGAACAGAAAGGACCUGCGAACGCCUUGUGGAUGCACGUCUGGGAGACCUCUCAGGGAGUACGGACGCUCUCCGCUCAGCAACAGCUCCACAAUCAAAACCACAACCAGUGUGUCAAUUACGCUGCGUUGGAUGUUUUAAAAAAUGUGGCGACCGCGGUGGCAUCGAGCAAGAGCAUUUGCAGCAGCAACGGUAACGUUACUGCCAAUCGGAGCAACGGCAGCAGCCAUCACAGCAUCAUGAACGGCACUACUAGUAUAAACGGCACUGCGAUUUCCUCGCUGGGGAUAGCACUGUCCAACGGGAACGUACAUAACGCUUUCAGCACGGCAAACACCGCUGAACCAGGUGAGGGAAAAAUCCUUCCUCAGAAGACGGGAUCUGUCUCCUCCUCGUCCUCCUCACAGGAAUCCGGGACGGACAGUCCCCCCUCCAGCUGCUCACUUGAGAGGACUAUGGGUGUAAAUGUAUCGGGCAACAUUAAUAAAAACGUCGGGGGUGCCAAUCUGCUCUUCAGCUUGAGCGACAGCAUGGACAAUAAUGUCAACCUUUACCACCACCAUCAUCAUCGUCACCUACAGGAGCACCCGGCUUUCAAUUUACAGCAGAUCUGCGUGAAGCGUCAUCAGGUUCACCCCUCUGUACCUGUAAAUCACACACACAAUCACCACCCAGGCCGAAGGAAAAGUGACAACAAGGCGAGCACUUAUGGGAUGAAUUACUUGCUUUCAAACUGCACUAAUGGCAAUUAUGCGAGCACUUGGACACCCUGGAAGACGAGGAAGUACAACCCUGGGGUCAUGGGUCUCCACGAGGAGGUGAUGGACUUCUACAACUUCAUGUCUCCUCGGCCAGAGGAAGCAGCUAUGAGGAAGGAGGUGGUUAACCGGAUAGAGAUGAUCAUCAAGGAGCUGUGGCCCACAGCAGAUGUCCAAAUCUUUGGCAGCUUCAGCACAGGACUCUACCUUCCAACAAGUGACAUUGACCUGGUGGUGUUUGGGAAGUGGGAGCGCCCCCCACUUCAAGAGCUGGAGCAAGCUCUUCGCAAACAUAACGUGGCAGAACCGUUCUCCAUCAAAGUGCUGGACAAGGCUACAGUGCCAAUCAUCAAGCUGACAGACCAGGAGACUGAGGUGAAGGUGGACAUCAGUUUCAACGUGGAGACUGGAGUCAAGGCGGCAAGCUUCAUUAAAGACUACGUAAAGAAGUAUCCAGUGCUGCCUUACCUGAUCUUUGUGCUGAAGCAGUUUCUGCUGCAGAGAGAUCUAAAUGAAGUCUUCACCGGGGGCAUCAGCUCCUACAGCCUCAUCCUCAUGGUCAUCAGCUUCCUGCAGCUCCAUCCUCGUAUUGAUGCCAGGAACCCUAAUGAGAACUUGGGGGUCUUGCUGAUCGAGUUCUUUGAGUUGUAUGGCCGCCAUUUCAACUACUUGAAAACAGGGAUCCGCAUCAAAAAUGGAGGCGCAUACAUAGCCAAAGAGGAGAUCAUGAAGGCCAUGACAAAUGGAUACAGGCCAUCCAUGCUCUGCAUAGAGGACCCACUGCUUCCAGGUAAUGAUGUGGGGAGAGGUUCCUAUGGUGCCAUGCAUGUCAAGCAGGUGUUUGACUAUGCCUACACUGUCCUGAGUCAUGCUGUGUCACCACUUGCACGGUCAUAUCCCAACAAAGACUGUGAAAGCACCUUGGGCAGGAUAAUCAGGUUGACCCAGGAAGUGAUCGACUACAGGGAAUGGAUCAUUAAAAAGUGGGGCGGCAGGGAUCUGACGCGAACAGACAACAGAGUUUCACCUCCCAAGGAGCCUGUGUCAGAGCAGGAUCCCAGCUGUGUGCUGCGUGGUGGUGUUGGGUCGGAGGAGCAGCAGAGGGACUCAGUGUCUCCUCACAGCGCAGACUCCCCCAUGUCCAUCUCCAGCCCUCAGCAGCACUCGUCAGCCUCCUCUGUCUCCUCGCUGUCUGGAUCAGACAAUGACUCUGAUUCGACGUUGCCAUGUCCCGUCCCUCCGCCAGCCCUGCCACCAUACCCAUCUUUCCCACAUCUGGGCCUAGCUUUGCCACCAGGACUCAGUAUGGGCACCGGCAAGCCCGGCAUGGGAGGACACCAUCUGCUCAUGCCUCCAGGCUCACAGGCUCGCGUCUCACUGCCCGGUGGUCUAGCAAUGCACUCCAUACCUGGCAGACAGGUGUGUAUAGACACCGGGCUCCCCCCCUUCUUCCACAUGCCCCCCCCAGCCCAUGCUCAUGCCCCUGCCCCUUCCAGCCCCCAGCCUCCGCCCAGCCCCCACUCCAGCCACACACACAAGAACGGAACCAAGUUCAAUGUGAAGGGCUUCCACAACCCGCCACUGGUCAACGGCCCCGCUCUGGCUAACCGUGGACACACACACGCUCACACACACACACAGUAUCACCGCAACACCUGGCGACGCAGGAAGAGGGACAGUCUACCGGUUAGCCUCAGCAGAUAGAAACCACUCCUCUUCCCAUAACUUUUCCUCCUUCUCCUCCUCUCUGGCUGCAAACCCUGGCUCUUCGUUCGUCUCGAAGGAGGAUGGACAGGCAGACAGAGGACCAGAGACCAGCAGUUUUCAUUCUGGGGCUGCCACGACAUGGAACAACAGCCCUCAGCUCUGCAUCUUUCUCCUAUCGCUACCUUUCCAUUUCUGCAUGACUUUUGUUCACAGUUUUGUAGUUUCAGUAUUAUGUUACUUUCAGUAUUUUGUUUUUCUCAUCUUUGUUUCAGGUCUAUUCCUGUUUUCUUGUUUAUUGCUACUGAACUUGGCGGCAAUGCUGUCGCCAAGUUCACUUGACCUCGCCUCGACCCUCGCAGCCAAGCUGCCUGAGGUUCAGUGUUACUUUUUUUUAACAGUUUAUACACUUAAGAACAAACUGUUUUUCAUUUUGUGCAAUAAUGUUGUAUUUCUUUUUUUGAACUUAAGUAAAUGCUUAUUUAAUUUUGUGUGUGUAUGUAAAGGCAUUUUUAUACUGUUAUUUUAUUUUUGUAGAGUUUUAAAUUUUGUUUACGAAACCUUUCCCCAGGCAGCAUCUCUGGAGUGUGUGUGUUCAUCAGUUGGUAUUUCAGCGUGUGUGUGCGUGUGUGAGCGUGCGUGGGUGAGUGUGUGCAGGAGUGUGCACUCCUGUCUGUCAUCAGGUUGAGAUGGAGCCCAGUUUGCAGGGCCCCCCCUCUUCCUCUUCUUCUCUCCCCUCUUUACUUGUGUUGUUCUGUUUGAUAAAGAGAAGCGGAAGAGAAAGGGAUACGGAGCUCUUAUCUUGGUACUCUUUCCAUUUUUCUUCACGUGUCUUGUAAAAACGGGCGAGGUUAACAUGAAAUUCCCUGAGGAAGUUUUGUUCCUCAGUCCAGUUAGUCUAAGGCAUCCUGGAGGGAAGUGGAGGUAUGAAAUCUCACCCUGGGAUAUCCUGGGAAAUAGGAGAGGUUGUUCUUCUGUUUUGGCCUAGAAGAGGUAGCUCCUGAGCAGAUAAGAGCUUUAGUAGAACCAUCUUGAGAUUGUGUGUGUAUGUGUACACUUCUGUAUGUUUGUGUGUCCCUUAUGGGGCUGUGCUGUUACCAUAUUUCGUCAGUCAGGGGAAGGCUGGCAGUGGCCUGCUAGUUUUGUCUCGGCCAUCUUUCUUUCCGCUGGAGGUGAUUUGAAAAGAAAAGCUACCAGACGGUGCAGGACUUUGGCCUGAGAGAGCCUGUUCUGUUACGCAUAUAUGCUAGUGUGUUUCAUUUUUGUGCUUGUCUCUUUUUAUUACAUGUUGUAGGGGGAGUUGAGGCCUAGAAGGCAACAGCUUAUCUGACUUGAAUUUGAAGAUCAAGAUUAGGGUAAGAGGGCAGAAAGCCACUGAUUCCAGGUCAGAGAACUCCUCAGAUGCUCACUCUCCCUCGUUGAGGGACGUAGUUGUGGAAAUCUGAUCCCAGGGCUGAGGUCAACUCUUGCCCGCAGCUGUAAAUCAGUGAAGACCAACACUAAGAUGCUCAGCGAUAAGGUUUUCUCCUUUGUGGUCCUGGACAAAGGAGAAGG